AACAAUUUGAGUGUUGGCGAUGACAACAUAAUACUUUCCUGUAUUACAACUUUAAUGUACUUGUAUGCACCAGAAAUAAAAACCGGUUUUGAACAAUGAGAAUGCCAGUGAAGUUUACGCGGUUUUUUUCUACAACUCUAUACAAACCAAAGUUAGAGCUUCUUGGUCAUCGAAGUCUAAUAAAAAUUCAAGGAGAUGGUGCAUAUGAUUAUUGUCAGGGUUUGAUGACUAAUGAUAUAUUCAGACUACAAACAGAAAAAUCAUUAUUUACAUUACUAUUAAAUUCAAAAGGCCGCGUUUUAUAUGAUUGCUUGAUUUAUAAAAUGGAUGAUCAUUUGUUAUUGGAAUGUGACAAAGAUGAUGCCAGUGACUUGGUGAAAUAUUUUAAAAUAUAUCUACUUAGAAGAAAACUCGAUAUUAAUAUAUUAGAUGAUAUUUGUGUCUGGGCAUUAUUUAGCUCUAAGCCUAUAACCAUGGAAUUUAAUUCUGUCAGUGUUUUUAAUGAUCCUCGAAUACCUAUUCUGGGUCAAAGAAUUAUAUCUGAUAAAACUUCAGGCAUUAGAAAUGAAAUAUUUUUAGAUGAACGUGACAACAAGUUGACUUAUCAACAAUGGAGAUAUAUAAAUGGUGUUUCAGAAGGCAGUGAAUUAUUGAAGGGUCAAUCUUUUCCAUUAGAAAUGAAUUGUGAUUAUUUAAAUGGCAUAAGUUUCAAUAAAGGUUGUUAUAUUGGACAAGAAUUGACAGCUAGGACUUAUCAUACUGGAGUAACAAGGAAAAGAAUAAUGCCUCUAAUUUUUGAUGAAACACCAAUUGGUUUAGAUUUAAAUACUGAUAUUUACUGUGAAUCUGAAUUAAAUACCAAGAGACCACCAGGAAAACUGAGAGGAUUAUGUGGGAAGGUUGGUAUUGCACUUUUAAGAAUUGAUGAAUGUCUGAAAGCGCAACAAUUAGUUGUUGGUGGAUUUAAAGCUAAGACAUUUGUUCCGGAUUGGUGGAAAACGUAAAAGGAAUUUGUAAUAAUGAAAAGAUGUAGAUGUAUUUGUAGAAUAUUUAAUAUAAAUUUAUGAUUUAAUUUCUUAAAUAUACAACUGUGAUAAUUAUAACUAUUUGUUUCAUAUAAAUGAGUUUCAUGUACUUGAGAUAUUUAACGAAUG
This is a messenger RNA of Sipha flava (yellow sugarcane aphid), 1154 nucleotides long. RefSeq names its product armadillo repeat-containing protein 7-like. Gene Ontology annotation, cellular component: mitochondrial matrix. Bases 96 to 1004 code for a protein of 302 amino acids. The record is from RefSeq and is a predicted model, not a curated record. Gene Ontology annotation, molecular function: protein binding. The transcript is spliced from 2 exons. NCBI's taxonomy places the organism in Eukaryota, Metazoa, Arthropoda, Insecta, Hemiptera, Aphididae.